AUGCAUAGCACCACGCCUAUCGCCAUCGUUGUCACGACAGCACUCUUUGCAGUUGCAUUCGCAGGACAUAUACCUCACGGGCACGCCUCCAGCUACGCUUCGGUGCAGCAACACUUUGACGUCCAUCAUCAUGGUAAUCACGGAUAUGGCAGCCACACUCACCAUCAGCACGUCCAUCAUCACGAACCCCAUCAUCAUCCCAAAUACGAGUUCAAAUAUGGCGUAAAGGACGCACACACCGGUGAUCAUAAGAGUCAAUGGGAGCACCGUGAUGGCGAUCAUGUGAAAGGUGGCUACACUUUUGCGGAAGCUGAUGGCACCAUACGCGUUGUGGAGUACACAGCUGAUAAACAUAAAGGUUUCCAAGCUGUUGUUAAGAGAAUCGGGCAUGCCCACCAUCCUCAAGCUUAUUCGCACGUCGUUCAUGGUCACAUUUGA
Molecule: messenger RNA, 438 nt
Organism: Rhagoletis zephyria (snowberry fruit fly)
Lineage: Eukaryota; Metazoa; Arthropoda; Insecta; Diptera; Tephritidae
Product: cuticle protein 8-like
Cellular component (GO): extracellular matrix
Source: RefSeq, a predicted model, not a curated record